Molecule: messenger RNA, 3910 nt
Organism: Nylanderia fulva
Lineage: Eukaryota; Metazoa; Arthropoda; Insecta; Hymenoptera; Formicidae
Source: RefSeq, a predicted model, not a curated record
UAGCGGUGUCGCCCGCCGUCGUCGUCGACGUCGCGCUUUUGUCGCUGCCAUCGUCGCCGUCGCCGCUAUCGAGUCAGUUUCAACCCGAGGUUUCGACGGUGGCCUUGAUAAGGAGUUCACUUACAGCGCUUUCGGGAUACGGUAAGGGUGGAAGAACGACGUGAAAGCUUGAACGUGAGGGACGACACUCGUAUCUUACAAGUACAAAUAAGACGGCUGAAUCAUCGAUUUGGAACGGAACAGUAGUACAAGCAGAAUUUGAAACUCCUCCGAAGGAUAAUGUGGGGAAGAGCAAAUAUGGCGGCUGUGAUCCUCCUUCUAGGAUGGCUAUAUGUUUUUGCACAUGUAGAAGCUGGCAACACCGAAGUGACAUCCGCCGAUACCGAGGCGGAAGCUAUCCUCGAGCGAGCAGCCACGUGGCUAUGGAGUCAACGGGACAAGGAUGCCGGUUGGGGUAACGACACGCAUCGAGUGCUUCUGGUCCUUCGUCUGGCGAAUCUUACUCGCGAUGAUGUCACGCCGCCAGCGCCAUCGCUUGAACUGCAACUCACUGCUAAGCAGAUGGAGUUGGAAAUCGUGCUUCUGCUUUGGAGACAUCGAGAAAUUGGAUUUUCCCCAGUUAGACUGGCACGCUACACUCUGGCUCUGAAUGCGAUGUGCAUGGAUCCGCGACAAUUCCAUGGCCACGAUCUGAUCGGUACGUUGCAGCAUCACGAGCCGCCGACCGAUUAUGAAUUCACGUUGACCGCCCUUGCCGCAUGCAGCGCGCAAGCACAUGUGCGCAAACGGCAGAUGCGUCGUCUUCUGGACAUCGCAAGUGCUCCACAGAACCAUAAUGUUGAUACCAUCGCGAUGUUGAUCCUGGUGCUGCGGUGUAUUAGCCAGGACCACCGACAUCGCAACAUCCAUCACAUUAUUCGCAAACCAUCAACGGUUCUGGCGCAGCAGCAAAGACUCGAUGGCAGCUUUGGUGAUCUGCACACCACCGCGUUGGUAAUGCAAGCACUCGAGGAAGUGGAGAACGAGCCAGCCGACAAUUGGAACAGAUCCGCGGCAUUAGCCUGGUUAAUCAGUCAGCAACGAUCAGAUGGUUCAUUUCACGGUGAUGUCCGAGCUACCGCUGAGGCGAUAUUGAGUGUCACACCACGUGGAUUAGCUAGCAUCCGAACCCUCGACUGUGGACAGGGUUUAUCAGACAAUUCGCCACCUCGUCUAACUACGAGCAAUAGAGUUGCAGACAUUGGAACGUCUGACAAUCACAGCGAGAUCACUCUGCCGUCAGAAGCGUCAGGAGAUAACACGAGCAACGUGGACACCACGAUUGCAUACACUUCGGCGCCAGUGUUGGUGAAUGUAUCGUAUACUCUAUGGGUCGGCAGCAACGUGAACGAGACCUACAACUUGACGGUGACGGCACCCAAAAACGAGACCUUCUAUGGAGUGAUGCUGUUGGCGGCGGAGAUGUCGCCUCAUUUUGAGUUCCUGGCAUCCGAAUGGCCUAACGGCCAUUACGUUCACACACUAGCUGGCUACAAGGAGGAGCCGAUGUCCUAUCACUACUGGCUCCUUUACAGAUUGCCCUCGCCACCGGAGCCGUCCUCGCCGCCUGGAAAUCAACUGGUCGCACCCGGAGGUGUCGACAAUUUGCAGAUCAGCGAAGGAGAGCACUAUCUCUUCUGGUAUAAGAAGCUAUGAAGCACGCGGCGAGAGAAAUAAACAGAGCAAAGUAACAAAACCAAAGAAGAAGUGGGAAAGGAGAGAAAACUGCUUUGUAUAAGAGGCAAACAAAGUUAUAUAUAUAAAUAAGAGAGAGAAAUAGAAGAAAGGAAACGCGAUCUCGAAGCUUUAGAGAUCCAGUAUUUACUGCCAUCGUUAACGUAAAGAAAAAAUCGACACGUAAAGAAAUAAUUAAUUAAUUAAUUUUUAAAAAAUACGCGACGCUGAUAAUGGAAAAAUUAGGCGAAGAAGAAAAAUAUAUACAUAUAUACUUACUAUAUACAUACACAUAUACACAAAACACAAUUGAUUUUUGUAGUGAUUUUUAAAAUUCCGUUCCAGUGGCUGAAUACACAUAAAGGGUGAGAUACGGAUCUCAAUUGAUACGUCGAUAUUAAAGGCCAUUGCACGUAAAAAAUUUUUAGUCGUAACCGUAAGAUUCUACCAAUCACGUUGCUCGAUUCGGCCAUCCGUAACCGUAGCAGUAAGAAUCAAACAACGCGAUUGGUCGAAUCCUACGGUUAUGACUAAAACUUUUUUACGUGCAAUGACCUUAACAUAUACAAUAUACAACAAAAACAACUCCACUUAACACGUUGAACGCCAGUGACUAGACAAAUGUGUAUCUAGAUCUGGAUCUAGGAUAUAGAGGUGGAUGGAAUCCGAUAUAGCUCACAUUGGGCCAGUUUUGCCCUCUCCGACCGAUUAAAUUUAAGAUUUGCAACUGCAAAGCUUAAAACUAACCAACUUUACCCACAUUUACAAUAAAAUGUUUGUGCUUUGCAGUUGGUAAUUCUUAAUCGACCGAUUAAGUUAACCGGACAUGAAACUGGCCCAUUGUUAAUUGGUCAAGUGAACACUAGAACUCUCUGAUUGAUCAAUCGUGCUGGUGACCCUAGACACUGUUCGAUAUGUGUGAAUGUAUGCUAACGAGACUCUCCUCGGCACUUUUGCGUGUUUGUAAAAAAUAUUUUAUUGAUUUGCAACCAGCUGUAUUUAGAGAGUUGCAUAGAUACUUAUAGAUGACCGAAAAUUUCACAAAUUUGUUGCAAAGAAUAUUGCAACGUCGUUCGUCACACUGUUAUUGCGCGUACAGUCCUAGUAUCUCAUAGAAUCAAGCCGAGAUCAGCCGCGCUGCAUUCAACGUGUUUAUUAAAGUUUACUAUAAUAAGCUACGUACGUGACGUUUUCUAUGAAAUCGCAAUGUGCACAAACAUACUUGUACUUAUAUCGUAAUUAAUUCGUAUUCACAAUAAAAUCGAAUAGCAAGUACUCAUUAGCAAAUAUGCGUCCCCGAUGUUCCCAAUCCGGUUGUAACGUGUUGAUUUAGAGUUUGAUAUUUGAGGCUUUCGCGGUAUACAUGAAUAUUGGAAUUGGUUUUCGGGUUUGAAUCGCGUAGACAACAGUUCACAUUUUGUUUAUUAAAAAAUUAUGACAAAAUAUAUCCUAUAUUUCCAAAAAAUCUAAAAUUGCGAACCUGGUGGAACUUUGCAGAUAUACACCUCAUUUCGAACUGAAAACAGGGGAUAAACGGAAAAAGCAGGGAAAAAUUUUGUUGCUAAAAAAUUUUUAAUAAAAAAUGAGCGAAAUGUAAAAUGUAGACUGUUUAAUAUUUCGUGAACAUUUUAGCUCACUUUAUCAGGGAGGAACAGCCUGAUACUUACAAUUAGUAUCUAUAGUACCAGUUCAAACAUUGGAAGCGAACAAAAAGUCUACAGUCUACGCGGUUUAAACCCGAAAAUCAAUUCUAAAAUGUAGAAUUCGUUUUUUAUUGCUGCAUUGGUGAACUAGUGCAUUCUGGUGCAGUAAAGUAGAGUGAAACAAAAUGUAUAUAUUGCUUUAUUUUAACUUAUUGCACCAAUGCGUACUAGUUCGCCAUUGCAGCAAUAGAGAACAAACCCUUACUAAACGAAUACACUCGUGAUUAAUGAGAAUAAAUGACGAAUAUCGAAUAAGUAAGUAAGUAAAUAAUUAAAUAAAAAAUGAACAAAAACUACGAAUCUGACCUGCUGCUGCAACAUCGAAAAAAAGAAAGGACAAAAAAUGCGUAAAAUGAAAAUGACGUACUAUCGUUUGUACCUAUACACGAUAUGUAUCAUUUAUCAAGCAGCUCGGACUGUAAUGUAUGAUUUCAUUUUUUCUUGGAAUCAAUAAAGGACUCAGUAAAAUAUAUAGGUACAUUCGCAAACCUAAA